This is a messenger RNA of Acanthochromis polyacanthus (spiny chromis), 6684 nucleotides long. It is a transcript of the gene ppm1aa, whose product is annotated as protein phosphatase, Mg2+/Mn2+ dependent, 1Aa. Gene Ontology annotation, biological process: positive regulation of canonical Wnt signaling pathway; protein dephosphorylation; negative regulation of canonical NF-kappaB signal transduction. Gene Ontology annotation, cellular component: cytosol; nucleus. Gene Ontology annotation, molecular function: protein serine/threonine phosphatase activity; magnesium ion binding; manganese ion binding. The record is from RefSeq and is a predicted model, not a curated record. The coding region runs from base 384 to 1538 and encodes 384 amino acids. The transcript has 6 exons. NCBI's taxonomy places the organism in Eukaryota, Metazoa, Chordata, Actinopteri, Pomacentridae.
CUAACGUUAGCUAGCAGGCUGUCAAGCUGUCAAGCGGAGAGGCUGGGGCAGACGUUUCAGCUUCCCCCUGGCUUGGCCGCACAAAGCUCCGGCCCACAAAAUCACAAGAAAAUCCGUUAGAAUAUUUUGAGAUAAUGUAAUGCAUCACGGGCGCACGCAAAGAGGGAGCUCCGCACUUACACAAUUUAUAUGCACUGAGUCUUGAGUGACGACUGCUCAUUGCUAGCUUACUGGCUAGCUAGCUUAGCUAACCCGCCGCAAACCCCUCAGUUUCGUCGGUGCUCCCUUUCUGGUGUGAACCGCGGCCAGUCGGUCCUUGUCCCUGUCGCAGCUUCCGUCGCUGUCAACCGGCAUUUUGAUUAUUUGAUUAUUAGAGGAACACAAUGGGUGCAUUUCUGGACAAACCAAAGAUGGAAAAAUAUAAUUCCCAUGGUGAAGGUAACAACCUUAGGUAUGGGCUGAGCAGCAUGCAGGGCUGGCGGGUUGAGAUGGAAGAUGCACACACAGCAGUGAUUGGUCUGCCUCAUGGUCUCGACCCCUGGUCAUUCUUCGCUGUUUAUGACGGGCAUGCUGGCUCUCAGGUGGCCAAAUACUGCUGUGAGCACCUUCUGGAGCACAUCACCACCAACUCAGACUUCCAGAGUGCUCUGCAGGAAGAUCAGUCAGUGGAUAGCGUCAAGAAUGGAAUCCGCACAGGAUUCUUGCAGAUUGAUGAACAUAUGCGAACCAUCUCUGAGAAGAAGCAUGGUGUGGACCGCAGUGGCUCCACUGCAGUAGGCGUGAUGAUUUCUCCAAGCCAUAUCUACUUCAUCAACUGUGGCGACUCUCGGGGGCUCCUCAGUCGAGGUGGAGCUGUGCACUUCUUCACACAGGAUCACAAACCCAGCAACCCACUGGAGAAGGAAAGAAUCCAAAAUGCCGGUGGCUCAGUCAUGAUCCAGCGAGUUAAUGGGUCCCUAGCUGUGUCUCGGGCUCUGGGAGAUUUCGACUACAAGUGUGUGCAUGGAAAAGGCCCAACAGAGCAACUUGUUUCUCCAGAGCCUGAAGUUUAUGCAAUAGAGAGAUGCGAGGGGGAAGAUGAAUUCAUUAUUCUAGCUUGUGAUGGCAUCUGGGAUGUCAUGGCCAAUGAGGAACUGUGUGACUUUGUGAGGUCAAGGCUAGAGGUUACAGAUGAUCUUGAAAAAGUCAGCAAUGAAAUUGUUGACACCUGCUUGUACAAGGGAAGCCGAGACAAUAUGAGUGUUGUGUUAAUCUGCUUUCCUGGAGCCCCAAAGGUAUCUCCAGAAGCAGUGAAACGGGAGGCUGAGCUGGACAAAUAUCUGGAGGGAAGAGUAGAAGAAAUCAUCAAAAAGCAGGGAGAUGAAGGUGCCCCGGAUUUGGUCCAUGUUAUGCGGACGUUAGCAUCUGAGAGCAUCCCUAAUCUUCCUCCUGGAGGAGAACUGGCAAGCAAACGAAGUGUUAUUGAAGCGGUGUACAACAAACUCAACCCUUACCGAAGUGAUGACACAGACUCUGCAUCCACAGACGACAUGUGGUAACACAACCUCCUACCACUAACACAGCAUAGAGUUUACAAACCACCAUCCUCUCAAGACCCACAGCUGCUCAGCUCAGCAGUCUGUCUCUCCGUCACUCUGAGCUUUUGGUUUCUAAGAAGGGAAUUUCAUGGGAGGAGGAAGAGGAGGAGGAGGAGGAAGAGGAGUUGCAUGCACACAAACCUGGAAUAGUGCAGCACCAAUUCACUCUGGAGUUCAGGAUCCCCACCGUCUUGUCUCCCCUUUAUGUUCACCCACCUUAAUAUUCUCCUCUAAAGUAAUCCAUAACAAGUGAGUCCACAAGGUUUUCUUUCUUUUUGUUAAAUAAUCGGCUUAAGUAGUAAGAUUUUUUGCUGUAAUUAAUUUGAUUCACAUUUCCUUGUGUGUGUUUGUAUAUUUCUGUUUUUGUGAAGUGCAAUUGUCCUGUACAAACAGCCUGUAUUUAAUGCAGCUUGAUUUUAAGUUAAAAAAUGAAAGAAAUGGAAAAAGAGAACCUUUUAUGCACUAUCUGCCUUUUCCUGCUCUUCUGGAAUUCUAACAAAUGUCUAUUCAGUGAAUAUUACCGCUUGUCCUCCAGGCACAAUGUCUCUGCGCUUUUACUUUACUUUUUUUUUCAGUUAGUCUAUGCUCCUUUAAGAAACGGGUAAAUUGUAUAGUUGACAGCACAGUAAGCUCUCUAUAUCAAACCAUUAAAAUCCUAAUUAUUUUUUUCCCUGUGCUUUUUUUUUUUAAAAAUUGUGUUUUACUUUUGUAAGUGGUUUUCUGUACAUGCUCAAAUAAUACUGGCAAGGUGUUUGUCAAUCAUUUUGAAAGCAUGAAGUGGAAAAAUCAUCUCUUUUUUUUCAUUUCUGCAAGGUAUCUGAUGAUGAGUCCCAUGUUAGCAUGUUUGUCUGUGCAAAUAGAUGCUUGCAAGCGUGCGUGGGUGCUUGUGUGUAUGUAUGUGCGCACGUGCGUGAGUGGAAAGGCAGAUCUGUAUGUGCAACUCUAAUUUCAAUUUGAUGACGUGGUACAGACAACAAACCAGGCUGGAAUUGAAGGGAAUUGCUUUCCCCAUGCUUACCCAUUGUUGGCCCUUUUUUUUUUUUUUUUUUUUUUUGCAUAUCGCCCAACAGAGGCUUUUACUACUUUCUAAUUCCAAACCAAUUUGGAUAACAGUUUACAUGGUGUUACUCGUUUGAACAACUUGACACUAUAUUUCCAAACUUUACCAUAACCUGAGAUGACACAAGUAGUUCAAUUUACCAGAGGUGUACAAAGGUUUGCAGCCAGUCAGGCUUGCACAUCUAUCGUGUCAUAUUUAACUAUAAAUUUCUAAGAAUAUAUCGAUACCAGUGACCACUGUGGGUGCCAUAUAUUUUUUUGAUCUCAUUUUUCAGCUUUAUGACAGCCUAUGCCAAGUUUUUUUUUUUCCCUUUUUCAUGAGAUUCAGUUUUUGUAUGUGGUACAGAUAGAUUUUAGCAUUUAACAUCUGAUAAUUUGACUGAAGUGAACAGUUAAGCACUGAAUAUUUUAGACAGAAUCACAUAUUAACAGGCCAAAAGUAGAAAGAAACUGUAGGCUCAUAAACUUACAAAGGUCAUUUUUAUUAUUUGGACAUUUACACCAAGAACAAAUCCACUAACUGCAGUGAGUUGUCAUGGUUGUAUAGCACCUUUUUAUUCCCAUCAGGUUUGCUCUACUUAAAACCCCCACGGCUGCCACAGCACAAUACAGUUUGCUGCUAUAGUGUAUGAUCUGUGGGUUAACUUUUUUCUUAAUUUCCCCUCUGAAAAGAUAGCCACUGAUUAAACCUGUAUUUAACAUACGCAGUAGAUAUAUUUCUUGAAGAGAAAUGGUUUUAUUUCAGAUUUAUUUUCUGCCAUUUUUUUUGUCUUGCAUUGUUGGAAAUUUAUGUAUGUAUAUAUUUUUGACUUAAAUUUUCAAGGAAUAAAUCAUUUGGCUUGAGCUAGUUUUUGCCAUUGACAAAAUGUGAUUCUGGUUUGUCUUGAGAUGGUUAGCUACAGUUUUGUGUUGUGGUAAACAAAUGUUUCCCUCUAAUCACUUUGGUGUCCCUGUGAUCAACAAUGAAGAUUCGAACAGCUCCCUUUAUGUAACACAGAGAAAUUAUGUACUAGACUUAUAAUUCUUAAUCAACAUGACAAUCCUAACUGCUUCGCUGCAUUUAGAUUUGUGGUGAUGAGGUAGUUAUUAAAUCCUAAUCCCGAAUUAGCUGCUUUCUAAUAUGCUUUUAUGGCAGAAAUGCCAAAGACAGAGUCACAAUUUAAAGAGAAUCUAGCUGAAACCCUGCAAAAGACAAAUGUCAAGCUACUGGGAAUGAACUUUAAGAGUUUUUGUUUGUUUGUUCCCAUUAGUUGGCUUUUAAAGGUACUCUGUAGAGUUUUUGACCUCAGUGAUGUUGUCGAGAGAUGUUUUGACGAGCAGGUCUUUGCUCUCCAAGCACUCACAAACAAGGACGAACGUGCAAGACAAACGUAUGGGGGACAUGAAAUGUACGUCCGCUGACUGCAGGGGGCAGUAAUGUAUAUAUAUCAACAGGUGGUGUCAUGGUAACGUGGCAUAAAGACACAUUAAAACUCUACAGGACCAGAAAAUUAGAUUUAAACUGCUGAUUUCAAAACGGCACAAAAGAAGCCUCUGAAAAUGUUGUUUGUUCUGGAAAAGUUUGGUAGGCCUUACAGCAAAAUGCAUUUUGCUAAUAAAUGUUGAAUGUAACCUAAAUGUAUUUCCAGUGGAGACUCCAUGGGGUACCUUUAAACAGUCAUCUACGAAAAGACAUGUAACAUCAGCACCUUUUCGUUAAAGUGGUAGCUGACUCAAAACUGUGAACAUGUCAAACAGGGAAACAGAUUUUUGUGUUUGGCAUAAAAAUGUGGUUUCACAUGAAUAUUCCUUUCCAUAAAAAAAGCAAAUUGCACCAAAAACAAAAAGCUGAAUAGUAAUAAUGUGUUUUAUUUGCAUCUUUUUGGUUUAAAAUUACAUUAUUGUACUUCUACCACAAAACUUACCUUAAUGCUUGUAUACCCACUGUACUCACAUCAUGUAAAACGCUUAGUCAGUUUAUUUAGUGUGUUUGAGGGGGAAAAGGUGUAUUUGAAAAUGAUUUUUUAUUUAGCUUAACAGUUUAUAUUUAAUCUGUAAGCUAUUUAUUUCACUCUGCAUAGCUUCUGUUUGUUAAGUAAGUACACUAAAUGUCUCUUAUCUAACAUUCAUCAGCACCCAGCUGCUUGUUGCAAACCUGGUAGGUAUUAAUGACUCUGAAAUGAACAUUUCAUGUGUUUUUCCUUCAAGCUUAAUGAGGAACAAACUUAUUUCUUUGUGUGUUGAGGCAGUUGACAACCACAUGCCCCUGGGCUGUCCUGCAUUUUGCAAUUUAGAAUUCAUGAUGUGGCCCUUAGAUAAUCCUGGUUGAUCACUCAUUUCUACAAUAUACUCAUUCUACAGAAUAAGAAUUGUAGAAAUUAUUUUUUUAAUAUUAAGAAUUGCUGUUGUUGGAAUGUUGGCAGAUACUGACCGCGGCUUGAUUAUGAUUUGUCCCCAUGUGGGUGUUUUGUUUCAAUUUUGUAAAAAAAAAAAAAAAAUACCAAUAUUCCCCUUAAACUGAACAAAAAAUUAUCCCAAGUAUAUAUAUUUUUUGUUUUAACUUUUCAUUAACUGAAAUACCUCAUAACCUUUAUAGGAAGUGUUUUUGUCUUUUGUUAAGCAGUUCACUUUAAUGACAGAUGUUUUCUUGUGUUUCCUUCCUAGAACCUCCUAUUUUAACACUGAUCUAUUUGAAUGGGAUAUGGUUGUGCUCAUGUGCAGUGUCUGACUGAAUUGUGCUGAUGUUAACAAAUCGAGUAAUGAUUUAAGAAGCUACUGCAAAUGAUGACUUGCUUUAGGAGCUAGAAACACUAUUGGCCUUGUCCUACAAGCUGCCCGCCCUCAGCCCGCCCUAAACAAAUCCCCUUAAACGAUCACCUGUGUAAUUUCACCUGCUCGUCCACUCGUGUGAUGCUCACUUAGCUCAAAUCUAUAAUUGUAUUGAGAGUUCAGGGUUUUAGAAAUGUGAGAUGUGUGAGAUAAUAAGUGUGACUAAAUGACAAUAGUCAUAUGCACUGAUCGUCUCUAUAAUCAGCUUUGUUUUUCUUUUCUUUUUUUUCCUUCAGAAAAUUGUUAUUGUAGAAAAAAAAGAUUAUAAAGCUAUUUACAGAGUUACCUUUGGUUGCCUGGAAUCCAUCCUGUAUAUUCUUGUAUGGAGGACUACCUGGCAGAUGUUAAAGAGAUUUUAAAUGCUUGCGCCCUCUUGUACAUAUUGAUGUACCUCAGUUGUGGCGUUUACUGUGUGACCCUUAGCAGUGGUGGUUUAUUCGUCCCCUUACAGGGCGGCCUGAGCCUCACUUUGCUGACCUUUUUCAGCUCAUAAAUAAGCUCACCGAUUUGCCUUACCCAAUCUCAUCUUGCCCCCUAAAAUACUUGUUCCACAAAACACUAUGAGGCAAAUGCCGCUGACAUUACACUCUGACAGAUUCAAAAACCUUGUCCAUUUUAAGGUACUUUAGCUAUCAACAACGUGACUUUGUCCUGGUUGUCACAAGGUACAACUUUUCAAACAUCGCUGGUUUGUAUUCUGUUGUUGUUUUUUUUUCCAUGUUACCGUAUUGAAUCUCGGUCUUGAAAGCUUAUUUAAUUUCCACUGCAGAUGAUGUCAUACUUUUAACAAAUGCAAGUGUUUUAACAUGGUAACCUCGUAAGCAUUCAAAAUGUGCAUACAUACAUUCAUGUCUGCUCUAUUUAUGAUUACAUUCAAGAAUAGCUUUAGAGUGCUGUAGUUAAGUAUUGUCAAUGUUGAUUCAAAUGCUUCUCAGAGGCCUCUGUGAGUGAUUUUACAAAGUUCAAUAACUGUAUAUUUUGUAUUAUGUUCUAGCUCCAAAGGAAUGGCAGAAAAAAGACAUGUUUAAAAAAGCUUUGUUCCCUGAACUAAAUUGUACUAUUUGUGUUGUCGAUUGAACAAAUUGCAUUCCUUGCUUGUGAAUAGAUGCAUUUUUCUCCCUGCUCCUUAAAUUUUCUCCCCUUUCUUUCCCUCCUUUCUUUCAUUUUUUAGCCUUUGAAGUUUGAAUAAAAUUUCUAGUUUGCAGAAUGUAUUACUAAAUAAAUGGGUUGUCAUCUUGUA